CAGAUCCCCACCCUAACACUCGCUGGUGCCCGUAUAGCCCUUUCCGCAGCCGAACACCACGCCCACCGUAUCUCUGUCCCCAUGAACAUCGCCAUCGUCGACUCUUCCCUGCAUCUUCUCUGCUUCACGCGUAUGGACGGCGCAAAACUCACCUCGAUCUCCAUUGCUCUAGACAAAGCCUUCACAGCAGCGGGACACCGGACCCCAACCUCUUCCUACCGCGAGAAUGUAUGGCCAGGGGGUGCAGCUUACGGAAUUAAUGGGAGCAACGGUGGAAGGUUUUGUACCAUUGGGGGGGGUGUGCCGAUUAUGGAUGAGGAGGGAAGGGUGUUGGGGGCUGUGGGGUGCAGUACGGGGACGCCGAAGCAGGAUGAGGAGGUUGCGUGGAAGGGAGUGGAUGCUGUG
Lindgomyces ingoldianus is the source of this 405-nucleotide messenger RNA. Its product is annotated as DUF336-domain-containing protein. The record is from RefSeq and is a predicted model, not a curated record. The annotation marks the transcript as partial. The transcript has a single exon. NCBI's taxonomy places the organism in Eukaryota, Fungi, Ascomycota, Dothideomycetes, Pleosporales, Lindgomycetaceae.